AUGACGAAACAGCGUCUUGGCAGCCUCCACAGCUCCGUUGCGAGCCUGCAUCUCUCUGAUCGAGCUCCUGCUUCAGCUUCCCCGCAGAAGUCUCAAUCGCAGUCCAGUCCCUCUUUCGACCCCCAAUCCUAUGCCAAACCCUUCUGCGACUUCAUCACUUCUAAUCCCACCAUCUUCCACGCCGUCGACCACUUCACGCGCCAGCUCGAUGCCCACGGCUACCAGCGCCUCUCCGAACGCGACUCGUGGACGUCCGUCCUGCAGCGCGGCGGAAAAUACUAUGUCACCCGCAACGGCAGCGCCCUGAUCGCCUUCGCCAUCGGCAGGGACUACAAGGCCGGCAAUGGCUUUGCCGUCGUGGCUGGCCACAUCGACGCCCUGACCGCCAAGCUCAAGCCCGUCUCCAAGCUGCCCUCCAAGGCCGGCUUCGUCCAGCUGGCCGUCGCCCCCUACGCCGGCGCCCUGAACAAGACCUGGUGGGAUCGCGACCUCUCCAUCGGCGGCCGCGUGCUCGUCCGCGACCCGGCCACCGGCGUCGUCAAGCAGCGUCUCGUCAAGCUCGACUGGCCCAUCGCCCGGAUUCCGACGCUGGCGCCGCACUUUGGCGCUGCGGCCCAGGGGCCGUACAACCUGGAGACGCAGAUGGUGCCCAUUAUCGGGAUCGACAAUUCAGACCUCUUUGGAGAAAAUGCUACGGAUGAAGACAUCUCGAUCAAACCAGGCACGUUCGCCGCGACCCAACCCCCCAAACUCGUCCGGGCCAUUGCGGGCCAGCUCGGCGUCACCGACUACAGCAACAUUAUCAGCUGGGAGCUGGAGCUGUACGACAGCCAGCCGGCGCAGCUGGGCGGGCUGGACAAGGAGUUCAUCUUCGCGGGGCGCAUUGACGACAAGCUGUGCUGCUACGCGGCGCAGGAGGCGCUGCUGGCGUCGCCGGACGACGCGUCGCCGGGGCUGGUCAAGCUGGUGGGCAUGUUCGACGACGAGGAGAUUGGCAGUCUGCAGCGGCAGGGCGCGCGGUCCAACUACCUGAGCAGCGUGAUGGAGCGGAUCGUGGAAGCGUUUGCCGGUACGACGUCCUACGGACCGAAUGUCCUCUCGCAGACAGUCGCCAACAGCUUCCUCGUCUCGUCCGACGUCAUCCACGCCGUGAACCCCAACUUCCUGAACGCGUACCUUUCGCAGCACUCGCCGCGGCUGAACGUCGGGGUGGCCGUAUCGGCAGAUCCGAACGGGCACAUGGCGACCGACAGCGUCAGCACUGCCAUCCUACAAGCCGUGGCAGAGCGGUGCGGCUCGAAACUGCAAGUCUUCCAGAUCCGCAACGACAGCCGCAGCGGCGGCACCAUCGGGCCCAUGACGAGUGCGCGCAUCGGCCUGCGCGCCAUCGACGCGGGCAUCCCGCAGCUGAGUAUGCACAGCAUCCGCGCGACGACGGGGAGCUUGGAUCCGGGGCUGGGCGUGCAGCUGUUCAAGGGGUUUUUUGACUAUUUCGAGGAGGUGGAUCGGGAGUUUCAGUCUUUUUAA
This is a messenger RNA of Rasamsonia emersonii CBS 393.64, 1527 nucleotides long. Its product is annotated as Aminopeptidase I. The record is from RefSeq and is a predicted model, not a curated record. Gene Ontology annotation, biological process: proteolysis. Gene Ontology annotation, molecular function: zinc ion binding; metalloaminopeptidase activity. Gene Ontology annotation, cellular component: fungal-type vacuole. Bases 1 to 1527 code for a protein of 508 amino acids. The transcript has a single exon. Lineage: Eukaryota; Fungi; Ascomycota; Eurotiomycetes; Eurotiales; Trichocomaceae.